Molecule: messenger RNA, 1893 nt
Organism: Prorocentrum cordatum
Lineage: Eukaryota; Dinophyceae; Prorocentrales; Prorocentraceae
Source: the annotation of a GenBank genome assembly
AUGGCGAGUGCCGCAGGGCAGGCGUUGCUGCCGGAUCCCGACGGCCAGCCUGAGCAGCAGGAGCCGCCGCUGCAGCAGCCCGAGGCGAUGAAGCUCGACGAAGACGUCCUCAUGGCUGACGAGGCGCCGCUGGCGCCGCCGCCGCCGCGGCGCCCCGGCGGAUCAACCAUCGCCCGCCGCCGUGCCAAGGCUGCGUCGGACAAGGCCGCCGCAGCCUCCGCGGCCAAGGGCGAGGAGAAGGGCUCCGAGGCGGCCAGCGGCGACGGCAAGAAGGAUGGCGACGAGGAGCCCAGCGACGCGCGCAAGUGCCCAGUGUGCUUGCUCGAGGUCGAGCGCCUGGACCCAGAUACCAAGAUCACGACUUCCAAGGAUGAGAACGGCGCGGUCUGCGAUGUGCGCUGGCACGGGAAGUGCCGCGGUGCGGCGCGGUAUUUGGAGAACGUCGCGAGGGACCAGGACAAGAAGGAGGACUUGCCGAGCGAUAGGAUCCACAUGAGCAACCUGAAGAAAUGCGAGAAGGAGAACCCCGCGCUGUGGCGAUCCAAAUGCAUGGGCCUCAUCGUGAAGACCGGCGGCCAUCGCGGAGUGGAUAUGAGGGAGAAGGCAGUGGAUUACAUCUCAGAGAUUUCUCAGUACGCCGCCUCGGAGACUAUCCGCGACGUGGUGAUGAUGGACAUGGACUUGUUCGUCGGGUACCACAUGGCCAACAAGAGGUGGUCCGAGGAUCGGGCGAUCAAGGAGUUCGAGCGCUUGGUGGACGACGGAGAGACAGAACAGGAUUCCGACGGAGAGGAUUGCGUGCCAGUCCGCAUGCCCAAGAAGUACCGCGGCAGGGAGGGCCGGAUGGAGCUCCGCAGCAUGCACACGAAGCGCAAUUUGCAGACCCCCGACGAGGAGGGCGCGUACCGCAAGAAGAUGAAGCAGGCUCUGGGCGUCGCGACCAACCCGAACUUGCAGGGCCCUGGCCACGCGCCGGCGCUCCUCAGGCCUGGCGGAGCUUACCGCGGCUCCACUCGCCGCGGCUCCAGCGGCGCCCAUGGCAGCAGCCCUCGCAGCAACUUCGGAUUCGAGGACAGCUUCAGCGAGUUCGGCGAUGAGUCCAGCAGCGCUGACCCUCGGCGCCACGAGCUCGGGGCUCGCGCCGAUGUGCCUGGUGCGGCCGCCGCGGCCGCUCCUUUCCGCAGCGCAGUGCCGCCGCCGCCAGUGCCGCCGUUCCCUCCUGCGCGCGCGACCGCCGCAGCGGCCGCCAGCGGCGCCAGCCUGGCGGCAGCCCCCCCCGAGGCCACGGCGGCGGCAAGGGCGGACCCGGGGUCCGGGUCCGCCGCGGCGGCCCCCGCCGCGUCGCCGCCGCCCAGGGCCGAGGGGCCCUCCCCGCCGAGGGCUGAGCAGAAGGUGAUGAUGACGGCGGCGAUGCUCAGGGACGCCAAGAAGGCUCUCGUCGCGGUGAUCAGGGGGGUCACGGAAGACGUCUUGCUCAAGAAAGAGGGCCUCGUGGCAACGGUGAAGAAGACCCAGUCCGACAUCCAGAGCCGGCCCGCGCCCGCCACGCCCACCGAGCAUUGGGACACUGCGAAAGAGGAGCUGCAGAAGUUGAAACAAGUGGAUGAGGUUGAGACGAUUGCCAAGAACCUGUCGAACAUGGUCGCCGCGGUGACGUCGGCGACAGUUAGCGAUUUCACAAAGUUGAAGACCGAUGCCGACCAGCAGAUCGUGGAGUUGGAGACGAUGGUCUCGAGCCUCAGGAGCGCGAAGCAGAAGUUGCUGGAGGCAGAUUCGGAGCACAGGAAGAAGCUGAAGAGCGAUGCUGCCAAGGCUCUAUACGCGACGAAGAAGGCCUCCAGCCGCUACACGCAGACUGGGUGCUCCACGGCGCUCGGGCUGUUCCUGGACGGC